CUUGGGGUUGGCAGCCUUGCCCACUCUCCUCACUCUGCCUCCCCUCUCCGCCUCCCCAAAUCCAAAGGGGUGUGGAAGAGGAGGAGCAGAAGCCGCUCUUUUCCGUGACGCGCCAGAGCAGUUCUAAUUCCCACCUCCUCCCCGGUGGAAUCAAUCAGCCAGGAGGCAUCAAACUGUUAGCGACGAAGACGCAGCUCUUGGUACUUCCACUCCCCUGCCACCCCCAUCCUAGGCGUAUUUUGGAGGCGGCAGUAGCGCUGGCAGGAUGUGAGGCGACCUGGAGCGCACCUCCCAGGCGCCGCUCUCCUUUCAGUGCUAGCAGGAACGUGUGGUCUUUUUGCGCACUGGGCUCCCAGGCAAGGCUGGAGCACCGAACAGAGAGGUGGGUUGGCAGAGUUCGCACUCGCAUCCGGCUCAGCAGUCAGGUCGAGAGGGUACCUAGGGGGUCUGCUUCCUGGUGGUGCAAGAGCCGCAGCUUGAGGUGCCCGCGUUCUGGCUUGCACCGCUUGGCCCAGGCAAGGUGCGGCAGGAACAACGCUGCUCUGAAGAGAAGUCGCUGGCAAGGAAGAGGCUGGGAGGCGGGCGACCUAAGAGUCGAGGUACUCUGCUGAGAGGCUGCACCUGCCAUUCUAACUAGGGCUGGAAUGAUUUAAGAACCUCCCUUCCAGCUGCCCCGAAAGUCCGCAGAAGCUCCGCUGAACUCUAGAAAUCGGCCCCGGGCCGGAAGUUUCCCGACAUCCUCUGGCCAGGACAGGGAGCAGAGAAAACGGGCGGGGCUGCCGGGUCUUCUGCCGGGAUAGACCUGGGCUUCCCUACGCCUCCUGCCGCGCCGCUAGUCUUCGGGCAGCGUUUCUGACCACCCAGGAAGUCCGAGCCCGCGCUCUCCAGAACCCGGCUCGCCAUCUCGCCUUGGACAUGGAACUACACGCCUGAGACUCGCUGGACUGUGCUGGCUGUUUUGCAAGGCUCAGCCGCGAAGGAAAUUGAAUGAUGAAGCCACCAUUUCUUUUGGCCCUUCUGGUCUGUUCUGUAGUCAGCACAAAUUUAAAGUUGGUGUCAAAGAGAAAUUCUGUGGAUGGCUGCAUUGACUGGUCAGUGGACCUCAAGACAUACAUGGCUUUGGCAGGUGAACCAGUCCGAGUGAAAUGUGCCCUUUUCUACAGUUAUAUUCGCACCAACUACAGCAUGGCCCAGAGCACUGGGCUCAGGCUUAUGUGGUACAAAAACAAAGGUGAUUUAGAAGAGCCCAUCAUCUUUUCAGAGGUCAGGAUGAGCAAAGAAGAAGAUUCGAUAUGGUUUCACUCAGCUGAGGAACAAGACAGUGGAUUCUACACUUGUGUUUUAAGAAACUCAACAUAUUGCAUGAAGGUGUCAAUGUCCUUGACUGUUGCAGAGAAUGAAUCAGGCCUGUGCUACAACAGCAGGAUCCGCUAUUUAGAAAAAUCCGAAGUCACUAAAAGAAAGGAGAUCUCCUGCCCAGACAUGGAUGACUUUAAAAAGUCUGAUCAGGAGCCUGAUGUUGUGUGGUACAAGGAAUGCAAGCCGAAAAUGUGGAGAAGCAUAAUAAUACAGAAAGGAAAUGCUCUUCUAAUCCAGGAAGUUCAAGAAGAAGAUGGAGGAAAUUACACAUGUGAACUGAAGUAUGAGGGAAAACUUGUAAGACGAACAACUGAAUUGAAAGUUACAGCUUUACUCACAGACAAGCCUCCCAAGCCAUUGUUCCCCAUGGAGAAUCAGCCAAGUGUUAUAGAUGUCCAGCUGGGUAAACCUCUGAACAUCCCUUGCAAAGCAUUCUUUGGAUUCAGUGGAGAGUCUGGACCAAUGAUCUACUGGAUGAAAGGAGAGAAGUUUAUUGAAGAACUGGCAGGUCAUAUUAGAGAAGGUGAAAUAAGGCUCCUCAAAGAGCAUCUUGGAGAAAAAGAAGUUGAGCUGGCACUCAUCUUUGACUCAGUGGUGGAGGCUGACCUGGCGAAUUAUACCUGCCACGUGGAAAACCGAAAUGGACGGAAACACGCCAGCGUUCUACUGCGGAAAAAGGAUUUAAUCUACAAAAUUGAGCUUGCAGGGGGCCUAGGAGCAAUCUUCCUCCUCAUUAUACUGUUGGUGGUCAUCUACAAAUGCUACAGCAUUGAGCUGAUGCUCUUCUACCGACAGCGUUUUGGAGGUGAUGAAACUACUGAUGACAACAAGGAAUAUGAUGCCUAUCUCUCUUACACAAAAGUGGAUCAAGAUACUUCAGACUGUGACAAUCCUGAAGAAGAGCAGUUUGCUCUUGAAAUACUGCCAGACGUCCUGGAAAAACACUAUGGAUAUAAACUCUUCAUUCCAGAAAGGGACCUGAUUCCAAGUGGAACAUACAUUGAAGAUCUCACAAGAUGCAUUGAGCAAAGCAGAAGACUUAUUAUCGUGCUAACUCCUGACUAUAUACUCAGACGGGGAUGGAGUAUUUUCGAACUGGAAAGCAGACUGCAUAACAUGCUAGUCAGUGGAGAAAUCAAAGUGAUAUUGAUUGAGUGUACAGAAUUAAAAGGGAAGGUGAAUUCCCAGGAAGUAGAAUCACUAAAGCGCAGCAUCAAACUUCUGUCUCUGAUCAAAUGGAAGGGACCAAAAAGCAGCAAAUUAAAUUCUAAGUUUUGGAAGCACUUAGUAUAUGAAAUGCCCAUCAAGAGGAAAGAAAUGCUCUCUCGGUGCCACGUUCUGGAGUCUGCAGAACAAGGACUCUUUGGAGAACUCCAGCCCAUACCCUCUAUUGCCAUGACCAAUACCUCAGCCACUCUGGUGUCAUCUCAAGCUGAUCUCCCUGACUUCCACCAUUCAGAUUCAAUGCAAAUGAGACACUGUUGCAGAGGUUAUAAACACGAGAUGCCAACUACCACCUUGCCACUACCUUCCUUGGGCAACCACCACACUUACUGUAAUCUGCCUCUGACGCUACUCAACGGACAGCUGCCCCUUAAUAAUGCCUUGAAAGAUACACAGGAAUGUCCCAGGAACAGUUCCCUGCUACCUUUAUCCUCCAAAGAGCUUAGCUUCACCAGCGAUAUUUGGUAGUGGAAAAUUUGAGUUCCUCCCAACAGCAUAGAUGAGCGGAAUGUCUGCUAUACCAAGCAUAAAGUAUACCUAAUAACAUUGAGGUGCUGACAACGUAUUUGAAGAAAAAGGCACACAAGUCACUUUUGUACUUAGAUAUUUUUGUUUACAUUUUUAGAUUAGUGGGGGGAAGGAAAGAAGGACUUCUUUUGUAGUUUGGCACCUUGUUCCAAUGUACAGUUUUGAUUUCUUCCUGAAAAGAAUAGUUUUUAAAUUCUGUUGUUUUACGAUACCACACAGACUGCAAGCUCAGUAGGUGAGCUAUCUUUCCCAUAUAUAUGAAUAUUUCAGUAUUUACAUGGUAUUUGAAAUAAGGAAAAGUUAAAGACUUAAUUUGAAUUUGAAAGUUCUGAACUAAGUUUAAGGGUAAAAGUGAACUUCUAUAGAGUAACUGAAAAAUCAGAAACUAUCAAGAAAGAAAUGUUGAGGCACUCCAGUUGGAAGAUUGUUUGUCGAGGAAGAUCAGCUGAGACAAAAAUGAUUGAAACGUUUAGAACUUCUUCAACAUAAUGGACCACUUAUGUAGACUAAAUCAACAGUUCACAAAAACAGCUUUUAGAGUUAUGAGGCAAGCAUAUCUUCUGUAGGCAAACUAGUAGGUAGGUAAACAAUGUGCAUUUCUUAAGCAAAUGAAUAGACAGGUUGUGAGUUCUUUUAGGAUGAUUUUGAACCCUGUGGCUUUCUCACUUGUUUCAAAUGUUUCACAACCUUGAAUAUACAUUUUAAAGUGUACAUUAUAUUGUUUUCUAACAAAUUCACAUUUGGAUUUUUUUUAUCCAAACGAUCUCUUGGCCUGCUAUAAGCUUUAUACAAACAUGUGGGCAUCUUCCUUACCUUUUUCCAGCAUCAUUGGAGUUUGAAUACAUCUUGACUGAGUGUCAGCAAUUGAAAAGAAUACAACAAUAAUCACAGACAAAGUGCUAAAUGAUUCAAGUUUACUAGUGGUAGAGAAGCUAUUGCAGUUUCUCAUUUGCAAUGUAGUUAUGAAACAGACUACUCUGUAUCUACACAGUAUCUGCUUGACCAUGUGUGCAAGGCUCCUGCAGAAGUAUCUCUAGUCCCAGUGCUUCAAAGAAUACAUUUGAUAGACCCAGCUUCUCCACUCCCCAGUAGUGAAUGUGACUGUGCCAUUGAAAAUCCCUGUGACUAAUCUAAGAUAUUGUGUAUUUGCUGUAAGGAAUGUGCCCCUAGUCUAGUAUUUAUUGUGAAUUCCUGCUAUAUGUUUUUUUCCGAUUAAUCAGAUUCAAUGUGCUCACCACCUAGAUGCCUGUUGGAGUCAAUUGUUAAUCAAGGUUGAUUCUGGCAUUUUGCAAAUGAUUCUUAAAUCAUGUUCUUGGACAAAUACUAACAAGGACAAGUGUACAAAGAGUGUAAAAAUUAAGAAUUUGCCCAUCCCUUGUAACUGUGAAAUCCAAGUGUAUAAGAGAACAUUAGGUAAUAUGCUUUGAUAAUUCCUUUUGACCUCUUCCAUUAUUGAUUCCCUGUGAUCCAUGACUUUUAUUCAAAGAACUUGUUUCUCUGUUGCAUUUCUGCUGUUCAAAAAAUGCAUUAUGCACAAACAGUAUGUGAAAACUUAGCGAUGUGUGCUCAAUUCAUGGUAGGACAAUUAAUUACUCCUUUGAAAAGUUCUGUUCAACACAUAUAGGUGUUUCAUGGAUGUAUUUUUUUCCACUGAGAAAGGUGAUUUUACUUCUGUAAAACCUAUAGGUAUUUCAAAAUGAAAAUUUCUCAAUUUUGAGCUGUUUUCCAAGUGUUAGAAAGUUGUAUUUACUCUGAUUGUUCUUUAAUGCUAUGUAUAAUUACUAAAUUAAUAAUCUGCAUGAAGUGAGUAGUAUAUGUUUAAAUGACCAAUUGUAUUUUUUAUUAUUUUAUUUUUCGCAGAAAUCUAGAUUAAUCCAAAUAGAAUGUUCAGUGGUAUUUUUAAACUAAUAGUUCUGUACUGAGCAUGCCAGUUCUGAAAAUAUAACAUGGGUCUCUCUGCUUCCUUUAUUUACAAUGAUUAAACGUGGGUAGCAAUUUGAGUUGGCUGGCCACAAUGUGUCCUUUCACUACUAGUAGGUACUCAAAAACAGAGCAUUCACACUUGUGCUAGGGAACUUGACAAGAAACCUUUUCUACCAUUUUCAGGAACCAAUGUGUACACUAUCUAUAAAAAUGUAUUUCUAGAUGGCGAUUCAAAAUUUAAUUUUCAUCUAAGAUUUUUGAAAGAUAUAGCCCAUAAGGGUAUAAGUAUUUAGUCUAGAACAUGAUAUAUUCUCCCAGUUGCUUUCAUAGCGGGAAAAACUUUUUUUUCUCAUCAAUUUUUUUGCUGACAUUGAAUUUGGAAAUGUAGAGAAACACUAGUAUAAACUAUUUCUCAUAUGUUUGCAACACAUUUGUUGUUAUGUUAUAUAUAAAAUACACACUUCAAAAUUAAAGUUAUUUUUAAGGUGAAACAUGCUGAAAACAUCAGAAAUGAUGGCAGAAAUGAGAAAUGCACAGAGGCGAUAGAUGCAUAGGUGAUAAAAAUAUAUUAAGAACAAACAGGGCUCAGGGAGAUGGAUGAUCUAUACAUGGGCUUAAUUUGGUACAAUGUGAAAUUUAGAGGAUAUGAUAAUCUAUGGGAUCCAACCUAACUAUGGUGAUUCUUAAAGGUAGCUGAGUGGUUUAUGAAAAGAUGUCUUUCCUUGCCACAUCAAAAUGUUAACUGAAUUAGAAUCAAAUCUGUUCUGCUUUCAAACACUUGUUAAAAAAUAUGGACAGAGAGACACUUACAGGCUUAUGGUGAGGACUGAACCAAAGAUAGCAUCAUGUGAAAGGGGUUGAUAUUCUGUUUGAGGAUUAAUGAUUAUCCUUGUGGAACUUACCAUCAGGAAACAGGGUGCAGAGAGGGAUUCAAGAGUUUGAUUAUGAAAGAGAAGUUUAAAGCAUAGUUCAAGAGGAUAUGGAAACGAGUACUAGCCCAGAGAUUACUAAUACAACAGGUUGGAAAAUGGAAAGUGUGAUAAAGAAGAAAAAUCUGGCAAUUAAGGGAACAAGACUCUUUAAUCUACUUGAUAUUUGCAGCUUUUACAAGAGUAUGGAACCACUGGUUUAAAGCAUUUCCUGCUUUUUGGCAUUUUAUUUUUAAGUAAAUUGUUUUUGGAACCAAAUGUUUUCUAGAAAAUUAAUGGCCAAGGAAAUAUCUUGAAUAUUGCACAUGGAAAUCUUUAUACUCCUUCUGGUCAUCCCCAAAGGUGAGGCAGUGAACUGAUAAAACCAGAUUCAAGUUAAGAUAGAAAAUAGUCCCAUAGUGAUCAGUUCAGGCUGAACACUUGCAAUUGUUGUUGCUCUUUUAUGGGAGAGAAUUUAAUGUUGAAAAUUUUCUGGCUCCAAUUUCUCCAUUACUCAUGCAUUUUUGUUCUAAGAUGUCUGAUAGAAGGUCACAGUGCUGAGCAUUAAGUCUCGCUGAUGAAUGUAUAGGACAUUUUGAUAAACAAUAAUCAUUCACUUCAAACUCAUAUCAAACUUGCAUUUUUUUUGGAGCUAAAAUCAGCCACAGUCAACUUCAUAUGAUUAUUUGGAGCUCCAUUUCAUUACUGUGAGAUCAGAACUUGUAAAAUCACUCACAUCCAUCUCUAGUUAUCUUCCCAAAUGCUCACUGCUGUUCGCUCAACUACAUUUUCUCCAGAUGACAUUAAAGUCAAUCAUGAGUGUUUAUUGAGUGCCUAAUCUGUACUGGUCACCACAUAAAGUAUAAUCCAAGGGUACACCAGGAAGUUCAUGGAAAAAUGGAAUUAAAAGAUAAGUUAAUUUUGGUGAAAAAAUUUCAAAAAAUAACUAUUCUUAAUUCUUCAGUUUGAGGAAAAUGCAUAUCAUGAAAAAACUAUGCAUGGACAAUUUUUAAAAACUGCACCAAAGUAAACUUAUCUUUUAAUUCCAUUGUGCACAAACUUUUUGAAGUUCACACAUACAAAUGUUUUUCAGAAUUGAAGAACCCAUUCUCAAAUAGUUUGCUCAUCAUAUACACAAAGAAAGGAGUGUUUGUGAAAACAUAUUCCAGUGCAGGGAGAGUAAUGCAUACACGCAGUGUAGAUGAGAUGGGACAAUUCAGUGCCAACUUGAUCAAGAGACACAUUUGAAAUAGAUGGAACAAUGGUGAAGAAUGGGAAUUUGCUAAGUGCAGAGAACAGCGUAUGUGAUUAACCUGAGCAAAGAAUAAGCAUUUCCUGUUUAGCUGGCAGCAAGCACAUUUAGCUGACAAGAGCAGAAAUCCAUGUGAGGACACAACAUGAAGUAAGGCUGGAAGAGGUGCUGGAGCAUUUUUCUGCUAACAGAUAACAAGAAGAAGUAGAGAAAGAGAGCAGACACAUGAGGACCACCCAGGAGGAUGUUGCCAUAGUCCAGGUAUGAAGUGAAAGGAGAUGGAGCUAGGGUCGUGUGACCCAUAUUCUCUUAAGAAAGGGAAGGCCCAAAGAAGAGAAAUAAGUAGAAUGUGGUGAUGCAAAAAAUGAAGGGAAAACAGCAGAGUUAAUAAAGACUCCCAGGAUCAAAAACUCAGUUGUAUCAAAUGAAUUAUUUUUCCGUGUUUAACCUGUCUUCUUAACUGAGCACCCUGACACUGUCAGGACAAAACUAGAGACAACACAAAAAAGGUGGAUUUGCUACUGGAACAACCCAUGAAGUGUUAGGAGGAAAGAAAGAGCCAGGAAAGACAACGGACUUCUGAAAAUCUGAUUUAGAAACACGAAUUUCUAUUCACCCUACUGAUUUCAAUCCCAAAUUCACAAAAAAAAUAAAAACUUCCUUUUCUGGAAUUUUUUCAUAUUUGAUACCAUUAGACUUUGAUAAAGAUGGUGCAUUGAUGCAGGUUGAUCCUUUAGGUACUAUUGUCUAUUUAAGUUUCUCACCUCAUUUUGAAAUAAAGACCAGUGAUCAU
Molecule: messenger RNA, 7987 nt
Organism: Oryctolagus cuniculus (rabbit)
Lineage: Eukaryota; Metazoa; Chordata; Mammalia; Lagomorpha; Leporidae
Gene: IL1RAPL2
Product: interleukin 1 receptor accessory protein like 2
Biological process (GO): signal transduction
Molecular function (GO): interleukin-1, type II, blocking receptor activity
Source: RefSeq, a predicted model, not a curated record